UAUUUGUCAGUCAGUUUUGGCAACUCGUCAAGAGAUCUGUGUGCCUUAGUAAUCAGUCAGAGUAUAUUAUCAUGUGUUCAAUAAUGUUGAACUUUCUCAAUGAUCAGAUGCCGCCCCGUAGGGAACCCGAUUACUCGGUUCUUACUCAGGCCACAGUAGUCGCACAGUGCCGCGACUAUCAUGCUGAGAAAUUCACCGGGCAGGGAGAUCCCCGUAACACUGGUCAGACCGCUUCAGAUUAUUCAGUCAAAGAGUCAGUUCGGACGACUACUGCUGCAAAUAGAGCAUCUGCAUCUAUAGUUGCAGAAUCUGGUUUGUCUGCUGAGGCUUAUUGUCGGCGUCAUGAAAUUACUGUUACUGGAGAUAAGGUUCCCCUACCUUUCACCUCAUUUGGAGCGACUGGUUUUCCUCCUGAGAUUUUAAGAGAGGCACAACUUGCUGGUUUUUCGGCACCAACCCCAAUCCAGGCACAAUCAUGGCCAGUUGCUCUUCAAGGACGUGAUAUAGUGGCCAUUGCAAAGACUGGAUCUGGGAAGACUUUGGGUUACUUGAUUCCUGGGUUUAUGCAUCUGAAAGAAAAGCGUAAUAAUCCUAAAAUGGGUCCAACUGUAUUGGUGCUCUCACCGACAAGAGAAUUAGCGACGCAAAUACAAGAUGAAGCUGUGAAGUUUGGAAAAUCAUCAAAGAUAUCUUGUACAUGUUUGUAUGGAGGUGCUCCUAAAGGUCCUCAGUUGAAAGACCUAGACAGAGGUGUGGACAUCGUGGUGGCUACUCCUGGUCGGUUGAAUGAUAUUUUGGAGAUGAGGAGAGUCAGUCUCCUUCAAGUGUCUUAUUUAGUGUUAGAUGAAGCGGACAGGAUGCUGGACAUGGGUUUUGAACCUCAGAUAAGGAAAAUUGUGAAAGAAGUCCCAUCUCGUAGGCAAACGCUGAUGUAUACUGCUACAUGGCCAAAAGAGGUACGAAGAAUUGCUGCUGAUUUCAUGGCCAACCCUGUUCAGGUUAAUAUUGGAAAUGUUGAUGAGCUUGCUGCAAACAAGGCAAUAACACAGCAUGUUGAAGUUUUGGCCCACAUGGAUAAGCGGGGGCGCCUGUUAGAGAUACUGAGAUCCCAGGAACCUGGAUCGAAGAUAAUAAUUUUCUGCUCUACAAAGAGAAUGUGUGACAUGCUUGCAGAUAAUUUAAACCGGCAGUUUGGAGCUGCUGCUAUUCAUGGCGACAAAUGUCAGAGUGAGAGGGAUCACGUGUUGAAUGAAUUCCGCACUGGAAGGUCCCCUGUGCUUGUAGCCACUGAUGUUGCUGCUCGUGGACUGGACAUUAAGGAUAUAAGGGUGGUGAUAAACUACGACUUCCCGACUGGGGUAGAGGACUAUGUGCACAGAAUUGGACGAACUGGACGGGCAGGGGCCAAAGGAGUAGCAUAUACAUUUUUAGGUGAUCAAGACACAAGACAUGUGUCGGAACUCAUCAAGCUUCUUGAAGGAGCCGAACAGAAUGUUCCUGCUGAGGUCCGUGAUAUGGCCUCACGGGGUGGUGGUGGUGGGAUGGGAAGGGGAAUGCGCCGAUGGGGCCCAGGUGGCGGCGGCGGACGUUAUGAAUCUUCUUACGGUGGAAGGGAUGGUGGAGGAGGCGGUGGCGGCGGACGUUAUGAAUCUUCUUCUUACGGUGGAAGGGAUGGGGGAGGAGGUGGAGGAGGUUGGGGUAUGUCGUCCGGGGGUUAUAAACCUGAGGGAAAUGAUGGGUUCUUGGUGGUCUAUUUUGGGACAGUGUUGUCCAGUGAACAUGUUUUGUUGGCUUUGUAUGUUUAUUUGCCGUAG
Molecule: messenger RNA, 1814 nt
Organism: Striga hermonthica
Lineage: Eukaryota; Viridiplantae; Streptophyta; Magnoliopsida; Lamiales; Orobanchaceae
Source: the annotation of a GenBank genome assembly